GGAUUCUCUGAGGUGACUUUUUUUUUUUUUUUUGGUGACUUUACAUGUGUUGGACAUAUCUUACCUGCUUUUCUCUUCUCCCUGCAGAAUGAGAUGUGCCUGGCCACUCAGCAGCUUUCUAAGCAGCUGCUAGCAUAUGAAAAACAGAAUUUUGCUCUUGGCAAAGGCGACGAAGAAGUAAUUUCUACACUCCACUAUUUUUCCAAAGUGGUAGAUGAGCUUAAUGUUCUCCAUACAGAGCUGGCUAAACAGUUGGCAGACACAAUGGUUCUACCUAUUAUACAAUUUCGAGAAAAGGAUCUCACAGGUAAAGUUACUGAGUUCAGUGCCAAUUACCUUCAAAAUAUCAAUUCAUUUCAUAAUCGUUCUGACUGUACUAAUUUCUUUAAAUAUGUGCAUCAGGGAUUUGAUUUUCCUCUCCCCCUUUUAUACUCCAGCCAGAACCUGAGAAAUUUAGAGCUGGAGAAUGACAAGAUUGUUCCCAAAGCAGCGGCCCGUGUCCCUGACGCCGAUGAGCUCAUUGCACCUGGAACACCUAUCCAGUUCGAUAUCGUCCUUCCUGCCACAGAAUUCCUGGAUCAGAACAGAGGGAGCAGGCGCAUCAACCCUUUUGGUGAGACUGAGGACGAGACCUUUCCAGAAGCAGAAGAUUCCCUUUUGCAACAGAUGUUUAUAGUUCGGUUUCUGGGAUCGAUGGCAGUUAAAACAGACAGCACUACCGAAGUGAUUUAUGAAGCAAUGAGACAAGUGUUGGCUGCUCGGGCUAUUCACAACAUCUUCCGCACGACGGAAUCCCACCUACUGGUCACCAGCCAGACUCUGAGGUUGAUAGAUCCUCAGACUCAAGUAACAAGGGCCAAUUUUGAACUCACCAGCAUCACCCAGUUUGCUGCUCAUCAAGAGAACAAGAGACUGGUUGGCUUCGUGGUCCGCACACCAGAAUCCACAGGUGGAGAGGCUCUGAGCACAUACGUUUUUGAAAGCAACUCAGAAGGCGAAAAGAUAUGUUAUGCUAUUAAUUUGGGAAAAGAAAUCAUUGAAGUUCAGAAGGAUCCAGAAGCAUUGGCUCAGUUAAUGCUGUCCAUACCACUAACCAAUGAUGGAAAAUAUGUACUGUUAAACGAUCAACCAGAUGACAAUGAUGGAAGUCCAAGUGAAAAUAGAGGCGCAGAAUCUGAAGCAUAACUCUCUUGGGCCUUUGGGGGAAGAGCACCCAGGAAGGAGAGCUACCUCCUUAAGGGUUUUCAACUUCUCUGAUAUACAGGCCCAUGACCUGGUUUCAGAAUGCUGACAAUCGCUUGUGGAAUGUCCUCUGGAUGCCUUGAUACUGAGAGAUGGGAGGGAAACAGUAAGAAAUGGUUGACAACAUUCCUACCCAUCUACAAAUGUUAUUUUAGGUGCUUUGUGGUAAGUCUUUUUCUUAGAUUGUAUUGUUCAGCGCUCAGAAUGAAAGUUGAAGAAAAAAUGCAUUGUUCACUUUAUUCAAAUGUCAUCUCUUCAGUUUCCAAUAUCCUUUUUUAAAAA
Leptonychotes weddellii (Weddell seal) is the source of this 1524-nucleotide messenger RNA. NCBI's taxonomy places the organism in Eukaryota, Metazoa, Chordata, Mammalia, Carnivora, Phocidae. The record is from RefSeq and is a predicted model, not a curated record.